GAAUGUGUUGGACUGUUUUUUCUGUAAGUAUUCCCACAGUAAAUUUCUCUUUGUUUUUAUGCCUGACAGCCAUGGAGACUGAAGUGCCCAAAGUACCAGCCAAGAAGAAAGAACCUAGCAAAAGGGCUGCUGCUGCACAGAAGAAGAAGCCCUUGGCAACUGUUUCGGAGAUAUCUGAUGAUGAUGAUGAUGAUUAUUGCAAUUUUCGGGUUCUGCUUCUACUUCUGCCAGUACUGAAGAAACUAUUGAAGUUGCACCAGCAAGAGCAAGACCUCAAAGGGUGAACCAAGUUAGAAAACAAGAAAGAGUAUGACAGAAUAUGAUCCGCGUCUUGUGGCUCCAACCUGGUUGUACCUGGCAUCAAAAGCAGCAGAAAGCACAGUGCAGAUGCUGAUGAAAAGUAUGACUCAAUUAACUUGGUGCUAUGGGCCAGGUAGUUGCCCAUCAAAGAGGGUCGCAUGGGCUAGAGAAUUGAUAGACGAAGAAGCAGAACAGUUCCUCAUGCCUCGUUUCAUUGACCCAGAUUCAGAAAGACCUUGGCUUGCCCAAAGAAUGGCCUUGAGGAUACCAUAUUCUGCGUAAACUUAAUGGAAGGAGACCUGCUUAUGCUUCCCAGCAACUAAUAUAAGAGCUGCAUAAUACGUUUUAUUUUUAAGUCUUUGAUUGGUCAAGUUAUGAGAGAAUAGCAUGGUGCCUUUUGAUGUAUGAACUUCCUCUAUAGAUUGUUUGGCUUAUAUUUUGUGAACUUGUCCGAUCAA
Quercus robur (English oak) is the source of this 758-nucleotide messenger RNA. Its product is annotated as pectinesterase 31-like. The record is from RefSeq and is a predicted model, not a curated record. The coding region runs from base 310 to 582 and encodes 90 amino acids. NCBI's taxonomy places the organism in Eukaryota, Viridiplantae, Streptophyta, Magnoliopsida, Fagales, Fagaceae. The transcript is spliced from 4 exons.